AUGGGCUUCUUAUUCGCAAGUCAGAGCGAUGUGACUCUUAUUGUUAUUAAGGAGCCGACCGAAAAUGACGAGAACAAAACUAAAACAGCGUUAUUUCAUGUCGAUCGGGCAAAAUUGAUUGAGAGCAGUGCAUACUUUCGAACAAUGUUCUCAUCUCGGUGGGAAAGAGCCGGAAAAUACAACCCCACCCUCAGAGGCGAUACAAUCAAAAGCAUGGAAGUGAUAUUGGGGUCAAUUCAUGGAUUCGACCCCGAGCCAGAGUCUGUCUCUGUUACAGAUGUCUGGUACACAAUGAGGGCCUGUAACAAGUACCUGUUGGAUCCUAAGAAGCUGGUGGGCUGGUUCACACGUUGGAUCCAAUGGAUUGACCAAGAAGAUACUACAAUAUGGGAAGAUUUGGAUUUCAACCGCCAGCUGCUAUUUCCUUGCUAUUUCUUUGAUCAUGCAAAUGCCUUCCAACAAAUUUCGAAGAGACUCGUCUAUGACAACCCGGGCUAUAUUACAGAAUUGGCACCGAGAGACUCACCAUUAUUCGAGCCAAUGCAUAUGCCGGCUAUCGCUAUGCGUAAGUCGACCUCACUCGUGUCUUUGAGGCCGAAGAAUUCUAACUCACAAAAAGAGCAACUCAGAGCGGCAAGAGGGCGACUCCGCACGAUUCUCCAAAGAUCGCUUUUUGAAGAUGUAAACGUGACUAUCGACUAUGCUUAUUGCGCUUGUGCAGCACAUACCAUCUUUUCCUACAUGAGAGAACUACAUAGAAUUGGGGUCAGGCCGCUGGAUGGCGACAUCCAUAAGAAUGGCGUCCGCGACAUUCUCAAUCGACUGAAGGGCUUCAAUGAGGAAAAGACGUUGAACGGGCAGUCAUCAGUGCAGAGAUACACCGGAUGCUCUCACUCCUGGAAAUUCGUGGUGGAGCACUCACGAAAACAAGUUGAAGGUUACUUCGAUGGUCUAUGUUUAGAUUGCAUGCACAACAAUCCCGAUGAGAAUUCUGAGUACUGGUCUCUCGACACCAUAAGAUACGUGUAUGGCAAAGAUUGCCGCAUCAGUCAUGGCCAGCCGACCUGGUACUUUAGUUUCAUGGGUCAUCGUGACAGAAACCCAUCCCGCAUGCAGUCCUGA
Molecule: messenger RNA, 1122 nt
Organism: Penicillium coprophilum
Lineage: Eukaryota; Fungi; Ascomycota; Eurotiomycetes; Eurotiales; Aspergillaceae
Exons: 1
Coding region: 1-1122 (373 amino acids)
Molecular function (GO): protein binding
Source: RefSeq, a predicted model, not a curated record